UGUCCGCAGUCUCUGGUCAUCUCCUGUACUGUGUCCGCAGUCUCUGGUCAUCCCUGUACUGUGUCCGCAGUCUCUGGUCAUCCCUGUACUGUGUCCGCAGUCUCUGGUCAUCUCCUGUACUGUGUCCGCAGUCUCUGGUCAUCUCCUGUACUGUGUCCGCAGUCUCUGGUCAUCUCCUGUACUGUGUCCGCAGUCUCUGGUCAUCUCCUGUACUGUCCGCAGUCUCUGGUCAUCUCCUGUACUGUGUCCGCAGUCUCUGGUCAUCCCUGUACUGUGUCCGCAGUCUCUGGUCAUCCCUGUACUGUGUCUGCAGUCUCUGGUCAUCCCUGUACUGUGUCCGCA
Messenger RNA from Staurois parvus, 342 nucleotides. Lineage: Eukaryota; Metazoa; Chordata; Amphibia; Anura; Ranidae. The record is from the annotation of a GenBank genome assembly.